Messenger RNA from Ooceraea biroi (clonal raider ant), 3036 nucleotides. RefSeq names its product nuclear factor Y-box A (gene Nf-YA). Gene Ontology annotation, cellular component: CCAAT-binding factor complex. Lineage: Eukaryota; Metazoa; Arthropoda; Insecta; Hymenoptera; Formicidae. The record is from RefSeq and is a predicted model, not a curated record. Gene Ontology annotation, biological process: regulation of DNA-templated transcription. Gene Ontology annotation, molecular function: DNA-binding transcription factor activity; DNA binding.
CGCGCCCACGUCCGUGAUUAACCCUAAUUUCGCAACCGCGUCCGUGCAUCGUCGCGCGAGCGAUCGCCCUCUCCGACGCCGAAAAAGCUCUCGCCACACGGCCAUGUUUGCUGCGGCGAUAUCGCGGUUCUCCGACGGAUGUCCGCGUCGUCCGAUGGCGGUCGAGCGCGUUCUCGCCGAGUCGUCGAGCGACGGAACGGGCCCGCGCGAGUCGCACGGCGUGGGUCGCGGUGACGGCGUCUUCGGUCACGUGUGUCUGGUCCGGAAACACGAGGAGAGAUGUUUCACGCCAGGAAACGGUACAUUGGCGACGCGUCCUCGGUGAUCCAUUUCUGCCUUCGCGCGGCACGAAGUUGCGUGCCACGCUCGCGCCUCGGUCGACUUGACGCGAGGCACGGCCUCCAGGCGAUUAUGCCUUAAUUUAGUAGCAUUUUACCAUGGAGCAGCUCAGUGAGGGGCAAGCGGUUGUAGUAGGCAGCGCUGGUGAAACGGUGCAAGUGGUGCAAAUGGGCCAAGGUGGCCAGACCAUGAUGCUUCCACAGGCCAUACAAGUAGCGGCACCUAACGGGCAGAUCCAGGUCGUUCCCGUGUCCAGUCUGACCAGCACGGGGCAGCAAAUAGUCAUUCAACAGCCACAGACAGCACAAAUUAUUCAGACUCCCGAUGGACAGACAUACAUAUAUCAGCCCGUGCAAUUGGAAGGUCAGGUCCAGCAAGCCCAACCAACAGUGAUUAAUCUUAAUGGCAAUCUCAUGCAAAUUGCCGGCACUACGUCGCAAAGUACCACUACUGCAGCGACUACAACUCCAGUACAGCCAUUGGGCAGUCCCACAUCCUCAGCAUCGGCGCAAGGAGGAAACGUUGUUAUGAUGUUACCGAGCAACAGUGGACAAACACAGUUCCAAAGAAUGGCACUGCCCAGCGCAGAGUUACUUGAGGAAGAACCGCUUUAUGUCAAUGCCAAACAGUAUAGACGGAUAUUGAAACGUCGACAGGCACGUGCCAAGCUUGAGGCUGAAGGGAAAAUACCUAAGGAGAGGCCGGUAAUAGAAGGUAACGUAAAUUUGCAGAAAUAUUUACACGAAUCCCGACAUCGGCACGCAAUGAAUCGAAUUCGUGGGGAGGGUGGCCGUUUUCACUCCGGUCAAGUGAAAAAACGGAAUAGAGAAAACGCAAACUCCACGAUUACCCAGCACAUCACAACCUCAACCAGCACCGAUACCGUUCGUACUGUAGCAAUAGCAGCCGCAAAUGUAGGUGUACAAUAUCACGACACAGACAAUAUGGCAUCCACGAUUGUACUUGAAAAACCAAAUAUUCCUCUGCAAGACAUGAUCUCUGAUGACGACAUUAUUACAACAAACAAUCAUAUAAUGUAGAAAAUAUCACGUCGUAAGUGGAGUAUCCGUGCGCGAGAGGUUUGUGUCGGUGGUCAUAUUGGACAUUUGCAUUUUGUACAUAUUCUCAUUCAAACGCGCAGUGUAUAAUAAAACUGUAAUUUUUACAACCACGCAGUUGUGGGAGGUAUAGCGUGAAGUUAGUACACAUUAAGGCUCUCUCUCUCUCUCUCUCUCUCUCUCUCUCUCUCUCUCUCUCUCUCUCUCUCUCUCUCUCUCUCUCUCUCUCUCUCUCUCUCUCUCUCUCUCUCUCUCUAAUUGUUUUAUUAUUCUUUGACUGAUUUAGAUUUUUCAAUGCAUUAGUCAAAUAAUUACAAAGCAAACGUAAAUUAUCGGCAAGAACCUUCAACAAAAGAAAAAUUAUGAUCAAAAUCAUUUUUUUUCAGUAGUUCAAAUUUGAUUACAGUUUUAAAAAUUUAUUUUAUUACAAAGUGUAAUUUGUAACGUGCAAACGUGUAUAAUGUUAAAGAUUAAAAAGGUGCAAUAAAGACGCAUCAUUCGACAUUUUUUCACCAAGACGAUACGGUUUCAAAUUGGUCAAAGAAUUUGUAAUUAAAACACUUACUCCGGUAUGAUUAAGACACCGUGUAUAUGCAUAAAUGAUGCAUGUACAGUUUCGCAGUAUUCACAAUUUUAUGUAAUAAUGCUUUACUACUCUAACCGAAAGGAAUAAGUGUUUUGUUUAAUAAGAUAAAUAUAUUCAGUAUGUAUACAUAAAUUAGUUUUCAUCUCUGAUUAAUAAAUAAAAAUUAAGUAAAAUUAAAAAACGUAUUAUCUAUCUGUUGCGGUACGCGGCAUAACGUGUCUAUUUCGUCAUGUUUUACAAAAAUUUCAUGUUAUUGAUAUCUUGCGAUAUGAGAGACUGAAUUACGAAUUGUAUAUAUGUGCUGGGUAACUUUUCUUUCGGAAAUUAGAUUAAGUCAUCAAAUUAAGUUUAAAAUCGAAUUAGAUAUAAGUUAAAACUGAAUUGGAUAUAAGUUAUAACGCUUAAGUUUACGGUUAAGACCGAAUUAAAUGUAAGUUAUAACGCUGCAUCUUUGUAUAAUAAUGCGAGUAUAUUAGUUAAUCGAAUUUACAAGAGAUGAAUGUAUCAUCAAGCAACAUACAAGAUGUACAUGCAUUAGAUGUGUAUGCACGAUACAUGAACUGUUUAAUUCAGAGCUAUUCCAGAUAUUGUUAUAUUUGAUAGCUAUAUACGAUCUCUCUAAGUACCUGCACACAUUUUAUCGGAUUACGUAUAACGGUUUCGAAAACUUCAUUUCUUACGUAAUUUUCUGCUUUCAAACUUUGAUUCAGGUACCAAAGUUUUAUUAUAUAGUCCAAUUUGUUUUUUUCUUUUUAUUAGCUAUCAUGUAGAUAAAAUAUAUCAAGUAUCAUAUUCAUUGAUCGAAACGGACACAUAUAUAAAAACGGAUACAUAUGUGAAAACGGAUCUAGAGACUUUUUGUAAAUAUUAAUAAAAGUAAAAUGUAAGAGCAGUGCUUAUGUUGCGAGUAGUGGUGUUAAAAUGGAGAAGAGGUUGUACAGCGCCGUAAUUGUAAGUGCUCUAGUAAGUAAUUGACUACUGGAACGUGAAAAUGCGUUCCAUAAGUGAAGCAUUAUUGUGUACCAAUAGAAAAAUAUAAAUUCUGUUUUUUAG